Molecule: messenger RNA, 1170 nt
Organism: Geodia barretti
Lineage: Eukaryota; Metazoa; Porifera; Demospongiae; Tetractinellida; Geodiidae
Source: the annotation of a GenBank genome assembly
GCGUGGGCGGAAAGUGGGCGUGCGUGCUCUCGCAUGGAGCAGCAGGACAAAUCGGUCAUCUCUAUGAGCCCAGAAGAAAGUUCAGAGAGAUGCAGAGGGGGAAUAAACGUCGGGUCUGGGGAUUUCACCUCGGACGCAGUUACAGUGGCGCAGCUAAGAGCUCGCGUGGAGCAGCAGUCUUCUCUCAUUGCCAUGCUGAAGCAGAGGAACGACGAAACUUUCAAGGAGUUGAGUCAGUGUAGAACUCUGUGUGAGACUAACACUGCCCACAACCAAGAACUUCAAAGGUGUCUCUCUGAAGUGUCCAGAGCAAAAUCGGUUCUCGAACAAAGAUUUCACGCGCUUUCGAGCAAUCACGAGGAACUGACCAUUAUCAUGGAAGAAUACAAGAGAAACGGUAGAAAGACUGCAUGCAGAACUGGAGGAGAUAAAGAAAAAGGCGGGAGUUUCGGCCAAACUCGAAGAAAAAGAGAAGCAGCUGUUGGCCCUCAGAGAAAUACUGAGUGGUAAAGAACAGAGAGUGAGAGUACUUGGGGGAAGAUGUUCUGUUCUCGAGGAGGAGUUAAGAGAGCUUCAGUUGACAGAAAGAGAAAGAGAAGAAAUGUUCAGUAAGAAACUGGAGAGACGGAAACAAGAGCAAGAAGUUGUUCAGCAGAGACUGACAGAAACACGGGCUAAACUAGAGAAAUGUGGGGCAGAACAGACAGAGCUCACAAAGAGAAACAUCGAACUGCAAACUUCUUUAAACCAUAAGGAUGCUUUGGCAAAGGAAAUGUCAUCAGAAAACGAUAGGCUACUGUCAAAAGUCAGUAAACUACAGUCUGAAAAUGAAGCACUGUCUCAAGACAUGGAAAAGUUGUCGGUUGAGUUAUCCAAGGACGUACAGGUUAGUAAACUAAAGGAAAAGCUUAGAGACGAACAGAGAAAAAGAGAAAAGCUGCAAAAUGUGAGUGUUUGCGUGAGUGAGGAUUUGGCAAUGUUGGUUGACGUUGGGUUACCAUAGGAAUACCUGGCCUAUCAGAAGCACAGCUCUGAACAGCUUCGUAAAGAACAGGAGCUGAACAAUAAACUUCGACAUCUGACUGACCUGUAACCACCUCUGGUGAAUUAAGACAAUUAGUUUGGUAUUGGACAAGAUUAAACAAUUUUUCACAACCUUAUAUACAUCAC